UCUGGAACCGAGAAGUAAACAUUGCAAGCCUGAAUGUUGAUGUAGUUCCUGGCGGCCUGGGUGAAUUUUGACGUGUUUGGAAGCCUGCAUAGUGACUAGGACAGCGGCAGCGCAUACUGGAGAGACUGUUACACCAUCUUUCGCCCGCCCUGCCCCCGCGCCCCCGCUGGCCCAGGUGUGCUGAUUGGGUGCUGCUGCUCAUGACGGGAGUGUGCACUGGUGGGUCAAGCCGCGGGGAACCACCACACUCACCACACCAGUUGUCACACUCUCAGGUUGCAAAGAGGACAAGUUAGCAUCUGACGGCACAAGACACAGGAGAGAGAGAGAGAGAGAGAGAGAGAGAGAGAGAGAGAGAGAGAGAGAGAGAGAGAGAGAGAGAGAGAGAGAGAGAGAGAGAGAGAGACGAAACAGGCAGAGUGUUCACAAUCCCACCACCAACGUCCCUGUGAGCCCUUCACAAGCAGCCCCACAGCACCGGCAGGAUGGGAGUGCCAAAGUUUUACCGGUGGAUCAGUGAGCGCUACCCGUGUCUGAGCGAGGUGGUGAAGGAGUACCAGAUCCCAGAGUUUGACAAUCUGUACCUGGACAUGAAUGGCAUCAUCCACAUCUGCUCCCACCCCAACGACAAUGAUCCACACUUCAGAAUAACGGAGGAGAAGAUGUUCAAGGACAUCUUCCACUACAUUGAGGUAUUGUUCCGUCUGGUGCAGCCCCACAAGGUGUUCUUCAUGGCUGUGGAUGGCGUGGCACCGCGGGCAAAGAUGAACCAGCAGAGGAGUCGCAGGUUCCGGUCAGCCAAGGCUGCCGUGGACGCAGAGAAGAAGGCCAAGGAACGAGGGGAGAAGCUGCCCACAGAGGAGAGGUUUGACUCCAACUGCAUCACCCCUGGCACAGAGUUUAUGGAGCGUCUGGACAGUCAGCUGAGGUACUUUGUCACCAGCAAGGUUUCCCAGGACAAGAUGUGGCAGAGCUGCAAGAUCAUCUACUCAGGACACCAGACGCCAGGUGAGGGGGAGCACAAGAUUAUGGAGUACAUUCGGUACGUGAAGAGUGGCCCUGAGUACGACCCCAACACGCGCCAUUGCUUGUAUGGCCUGGACGCAGAUCUCAUCAUCCUGGGCCUCACCACGCAUGAGCCUCACUUCUCACUGCUCAGGGAGGAGGUUAGGUUUGGGGGCAAGAAGGACAGCAACAGCCGCACACCCACCCCUGAGGAGACCACCUUCCACCUGCUGCACCUGAGCCUCAUGCGGGAGUACAUUAACUAUGAGUUUCAUGACCUGCGGUGUGCCCUGCCCUUCCCUUAUGACCUGGAGAGCAUCAUUGACGACUGGGUGCUGAUGGGCUUCCUGGUGGGCAACGACUUUAUCCCACACUUGCCACACCUGCACAUCAACAAGGAGGCACUGCCCAUUCUCUACAGGACCUACAAGGCCACACUGCCCACCCUGGACGGCUACCUCAAUGAAGGGGGGAAGCUGCACCUGCCGCGGUUUGAGAAGUUCAUGGUCAAGCUGGCGGAGUUUGAACUGGAGAAUUUUCAUGAGAUUUAUGCCGACCUCAAGUACUUCAAGGGCAAGAGACUCAAGGAUGGGGAGGCAUUCAAGGCAAACAAGAGAGCCAUGGAUCUGAAGCCGUUCAAUUUUGAGGAGGAGGACAGCAAUGACACACUUAAUGGGGCGCUUCUGGGCAGCCUGGAGGAGGAGGAGGAUGAGGAGGAUGAAGUGGAGGACCUGCGCCGUACCUACGAGCGUCUGGGAUACGAGCCAGACCCAGCAUUUGUGGAUGACGAGGAUGAGGAUGAGGACAGCUCGACAUCGGAGGGUGGUGGUGGCGGCGGCGGUGGCGGUGGCGGCAGCACGUUCAAGGAGGAGUUCCGGCUGCACAAGCGUGACUACUACAUGACCAAGAUGAACAUCAAGCAGGUGAACUCGGCUGCCCUGCACCACCAGGCCACCAGCUACGUGAGGGCCAUCCAGUGGAUCCUCAACUACUACUACAAUGGCAUCUGCUCCUGGUCCUGGUACUACCCAUUCCACUAUGCCCCGUACAUCUCUGACGUGAGGGACUUUGCACACAUGGAGAUGGGCUUUGAGUUGGGCCGCCCCUUCCUCCCCUACCAGCAGCUCCUCGCCGUGCUGCCGCCCCUUAGCAAGAACCUCCUCUGCAAGGCCUACUGGAGCCUCCUCACUAGCGCUGACUCCCCUGUCAAGGACUUCUACCCUGACACCUUCCUCACAGACCUCAACGGGAAGCAGCAGGACUGGGAGGCAGUGGUGCUGAUCCCCUUCAUCGAUGAGGAGCGACUGCUGCAGGCCAUGGAGGUGUGCAACACAAUGCUCAGUGAGGAGGAGAGGAAGAGGAACUCCCACGGACCCAUGUACAUCUACACCUACACUGAGCAGAACCUGGGUGACUACCAUGUGAGUAGUUACUUCCCGGUGAUCCACAUGAACCACGCCCAGGUGGAGAGGGUGUGGAGGGAGACGUGGGAGCUACCGCCAGACAAGAUCAAGAAGGGCCUAUGUCCUGAGGUCCAGCUGGAUGUGUACUUCGCUGGCUUCCCAACCUUGAAACAUGUCGACCAUAAGUUCCACGUGGCCAAGGAGGCAGUGAAGGUCUUCCAGCAGAACAGUCGUGGUGAGAACUUCAUCCUGGACAUUACAGAGAAGGACACACCUGACCUGAGGGACGUGGCCAACCAGCUGCUGGGCAAAGAGGUGUUUGUGUCCUGGCCGCACCUGGUGGAGGCCAAGGUGGAGGCGGUGAGUGACGCCAAGGACCGUUACCAGCUCGGGGGGGACCAGGAAGUGCAGAGACACAUGGUAGAGCACACCCUGAAGGAAGAGUUCUCACUGUCCCGAAACUCCCUCAUUUCACACCACCAUGACCGCUGGGGCAUCAACCUCAACAACACUCCCAUCCUUGUGUAUGCCGCACCCAUGACUGGCAGGAGGUACAUCGCAGGGCUGAGUGGCAAGAUGACCUUGGAGAAGGUGUGGUCCAAGGUGGUACAGUCCUACCCCCUGCAGACCAUUGUGAAGGACAUCGGUGUGCACUCCCCUGGCUACCAGAUGCACCUCACACCUCAGGAGUAUUUUCCCCCACGCACCAAGGUCUUCAUGCUGGGCCAGCCGCAUUAUGGAGCCAUGGGGGAGGUCAUUGAGAUUGACCCAAGCCACAAGGGCAGGAUUCGCGUGGCCAUGACAGUGAUGCACGAACCCAGUUUUGAUGUGGUGCGGGGCAAGCAGAACCAGCUGGAGGAGCGCUACAUGACAGCCUACCACGCAGCACAGAGGCUGGGCAUAUCCUCCCACCUGCUGUCGCGCCUCACCGGGACUGUGUUCCUGGCACCUCCCAUGGGUGAUGGGCUGCUGGAUGAGGCUGAGAUGAGGAACAAGCUGAACAUUGGACUCAACCUGAAGAACAACAAGAAGAAUGAAGAGGUGAGUGGGUACAGCCGCAAGAUCAAGGAGGUGGGGGUGGACAAGACAACGUGGCUUUAUUCAGACAAGGCGGUGGAAGCCAUGAUGGAGUACCAUGCAAAGUUCCCAGAGAUUUUCGACCACCUCUCUGUCAAUAUUGGCCAGCGUGACAUCUUCCACCAGGACGAGGUGUUCGGCGAGGCACACAAGGAGAGAGUGGUGGAGCUGGCAGAGUGGCUCAAGACGUCAGAGUUUGCCAAGGCGGAGCGGCAGCCUUGCGGGACACAGACGUUGGGAGAGGCUGUAGUGGCGUGUGUGGCAGAGGAAGUGGACAAGGCCAACACUGUGCGGGCCAAGGUGGUCAAGAUGCAAGUCAGGCCUCACCUGCUCUUUAAGCCCAACCCCCUCCAGGGCAGCACUCCCCCCGACCACACUGUGACCUUCCAGAUGUUUGAUCGUGUCGUCAAUGUGAGGGAGGGCUUCUCCGUUCCUCUCGGUGCUCGGGGAACCAUCAUAGGAAUCCAGCCGGGGGAGAAACAGGCUGACGUUCUGUACGACAUCCUGUUUGACGAGGCGUUCCCUGGUGGCCUGACCCUGCGUGGCAAAGUGUCAGAGCAGCGGUGUUACUCCCUCCACUGGGCUGCCCUUAUCAACAUCACCCAUGGGUGCCGCUCCCCCACUGGCCAGGCGCCCCCCACACAGAUCUACCAGCCACCUCAGGACAACAGAUGGUCACAGCCGCCCAACUUCAACAGGAAUGACAACAACAGGAACUACAGUCACCAGUCAGCUCCUGUGAGAUGGCAGCAGCAACAGCCACAACAGCAGCAAACCCCAGCAGAGGUACCAAACUCCACAACAGCAACAACAGCAGCAGCAGCAGCAACAACAGUACCGAUAUCAGCCUCCCCAGCAGCAACAGCAGCAGCAAAGAUACCAACAACCACAAAGAUACCAACACCCUCACCAGCAGCAGCAGCAGCAGCAGCAGCAGCAGCAGAAAUACCAAUCCCCACAGGCCCCUCAGCACCAACAGCAACAGCAGGCAAGGAACAAAGGCAGCAUUGGUCUCUCGGCAUCUCUCAUGGCUGGCUUGAGAGCACCUUCCAGACAGCAUGUCAAAAAGUACACCCUUGCAGGGUAACACUAACACCCACAGCCCCGAGCAUGGUGGUCCUCAGCCCCCAGACCCACACCAGCUGCCCAGCCCUGCCAGUCUGCGCAUUGCUCAGCCCCAGGGAAAGUGUAUGGCUAAUGGUGACCUUAACCAAACCAAACCACAGUCACCUUCAAAGAGUCAGCAGCGGAAGAUUGUGGAGAUUAAGUCUGCGGAUGAAAUAGAGUGUGUGGUGCACGGAACAUACUACUCUUAUGUGUCCAAGAUCCUGCAGAAAGGCCUGGUGAAGCCCUCCCCUCACUCCCUCAUCCCUUGCUACCCCUUUGUGCCCCUCAACACAGGGGGGCCGCGCUCCUACCAGCUGUACAUCUUCA
Molecule: messenger RNA, 4919 nt
Organism: Scylla paramamosain (green mud crab)
Lineage: Eukaryota; Metazoa; Arthropoda; Malacostraca; Decapoda; Portunidae
Gene: pcm
Product: 5'-3' exoribonuclease 1-like
Exons: 23
Coding region: 486-4769 (1427 amino acids)
Biological process (GO): nuclear-transcribed mRNA catabolic process
Molecular function (GO): nucleic acid binding; 5'-3' exonuclease activity
Source: RefSeq, a predicted model, not a curated record